AUGGCUCCUGCCGCUACUGACACCAAGUGGUCGGUGCAAUUCGACACCCAGCGCCGGGAAAACCUUUUCAAGAACCCUCCCCAAGAUCAUACCGCCUACCCUACUCUUGCAGAGUCCAUUCGCCCUCAUAUCGACUCAUUCAAUGCUCUCUUUGAAGAUAGCAAGAUUCUGGAUGAAGGAUUGAAAGAUAUCGGUAUCAAGACAUUCCUCGAUGGAGAGAUUGAAACACCUGAGCAGAAGGCAGCUCGCUUGGAACAGGGCAUUCGCGCCCCCAAGCGCAACCGUCUCAAUGUUCGUGUGAAGGAGGUUUUCCUCGAUAAACCCGCUCUCCCGCCCACCAACAAGUUCAGCACCAAGAACCGUGAAAUCUACCCCUCCGAGUGCCGUGAGCGACACGCGACCUACCGUGGUAAGCUCCGUGCCCGUCUGCAGUACCAGGUCAACAAUGGCGACUGGGUUGAAUCCGUGCGCGAGCUCGGUCAGGUCCCCAUUAUGGUGCGCACCAACCGCUGUCACCUCGAAAAGGCCACCCCCGAAGAAUUGGUCCGCCACAAGGAAGAGUCGGAGGAGCUUGGUGGUUACUUUAUUGUGAAUGGUAACGAGAAGCUCAUUCGUAUGCUGGUUGUCGGCAAGCGUAACUUCCCCAUGUCUAUUAUUCGUGGCUCGUUCGUCAAGCGUGGCCAAACCUAUACCAAGUUCGGUGUGCAGAUUCGAUCCGUCCGUCCCGAUCAGACUUCUCAGACAAACGUCCUGCACUACCUCUCGGAUGGUAAUGUCACCUUCCGAUUCUCAUGGCGCAAGAACGAGUUCCUUGUUCCUGUCAUGAUGAUCCUCAAGGCGCUGGUCGAGACCAACGACCGCGAGAUUUUCGAGGGCAUUGUCGGUGCCGCCCACUCCAAGGGAAUGCAGAACACUUUCGUCACAGACCGUGUGGAGCUGUUGCUGCGAACCUACCAGUCCUAUGGUAAGCACAGCAAGUACGACUGCCGAGCUCACUUGGGCAAGUGCUUCCGCCCUGUCAUGGGCGUCUCCACAAACAUGCCUGAUGAGGAGGUUGGUACUGAGUUCUUGCGCAAGGUUGUCCUCCCCCACCUGGGCUGCUACAAUGUCACAGAAACCCAGGACUACGACAAGUUCAAGAUGAUCAUCUUCAUGAUCCGCAAACUGUAUGCGCUGGUUUCUGGAGACUGCGCUCCCGAUAACCCCGAUGCCGUCUCUAACCAGGAGAUCCUGCUUGGUGGUUCCUUGUACGGUAUGAUUCUGAAGGAGCGUAUUGAUGAGUGGCUCCGAUCAUUGGGUCCCCUCCUCCGAGACUGGACGGGCCGCAACGCUGGAAAAUUCACAGACGAUGUGUUUGAGCGCGAGUUCUUGGGCAAGGUUGUCAAGCGCUCUAACGAGAACAUUGGUCAUGCCCUUGAGUACUUCUUGUCAACCGGUAACCUUGUCAGUCCUACUGGUCUCGAUUUGCAGCAAACAUCUGGUUACACCGUCAUUGCAGAGAAGAUCAACUUCUACCGAUUCAUCAGUCAUUUCCGCAUGAUUCAUCGUGGUAGUUUCUUCGCCCAGCUGAAGACCACGACUGUCCGUAAAUUGCUGCCCGAGAGUUGGGGUUUCUUGUGCCCUGUUCACACUCCUGAUGGUUCGCCCUGUGGUCUGUUGAAUCACUUGGCGCAUAAGUGUCUGAUCGCCACUGACAACCUCGACGUCUCCGACUUGCCUCGUCUUCUUGUUCAGCUUGGUGUCAAGGCCCAAUCUUCUGUGUCGAUUGACGAAAGUGUUACCGUUCAGCUUGACGGCCGAAUCAUCGGUUUCUGUUCCCCCGAUCAAGCUCGCAAGAUCCACGAUACCCUGCGUUACUGGAAGGUCGCCGGUAAGAACAACGUGCCUCUCGGCCUGGAGAUCGGAUACGUACCCAACUCCAACGGUGGACAGUACCCCGGUAUCUACAUGUUCUCGCAGUCCGCAAGAAUGUACCGUCCUGUGAAGCACUUGGCUCUGGAUAAGAUGGAUUUCGUCGGUCCCUUCGAGCAGCCCUUCAUGGAGAUUGCCUGUGUGGAAUCCGAUCUCAUCGCCGGUCUCUCCACCCACAUCGAGUUCACACCCACCAACAUUCUCUCCAUUGUUGCCAACAUGACUCCCUUCUCCGACUACAACCAGUCUCCUCGUAACAUGUACCAGUGUCAAAUGAGUAAACAGACCAUGGGUACUCCUGGUACCUCCAUCGCAUACCGUACAGACAACAAGUUGUACCGUCUGCAGACUGGUCAAACACCUGUUGUCCGUUCUCCUCUGUACAACGCCUACGGUCUUGACAACUUCCCUAACGGCAUGAACGCCAUCGUUGCUAUCAUUUCUUACACCGGUUACGACAUGGACGACGCCAUGAUUAUCAACAAAUCAUCACACGAGCGUGGCUUUGGUCACGGAACGAUCUACAAGACCAAGGUGCACAGCUUGGCCGAGAAGGACCGUCGCAAGUCCCGUCGCGAGGUGACCAAGUUGUUCGGAUUUGCUCCUGGUGACGAGGUCCGCGCCGAGAUCCGCAACUUCAUCGACGACGAUGGUUUGCCCCAUGUUGGUAUCCGCGUGCAGGAGGGUGACAAGAUUGCUGCGUUCCACAAUGUGCGCUACGAUGCUGCGACUGACUCUUACGUGAACGUGGACGGUAUCACCCACUUCCUCAAGUACAAGGAUGCCGAAGCUGGUUACAUCGAGAGCAUCCGCGUUAUGGGAUCCGAGAACGGUAACGAGCCUAUCCAGUCGCUCAGCGUCAAGUACCGUAUUCCUCGUAAGCCCAUCAUUGGUGACAAGUUCUCCUCUCGUCACGGACAGAAGGGUGUUUGCUCCCAGCUGUGGCCUGCCAACGACAUGCCCUUCUCCGAGAGUGGCAUGCAGCCCGAUCUGAUUAUCAACCCUCACGCUUUCCCAUCUCGUAUGACCAUCGCCCAGAUGAUCGAAUCUAUGGCUGGUAAGGCCGGUUCCCUGCACGGUCACCCACAAGACUGCACACCAUUCCAGUUCUCAGAAGAGAACACCGCCACCGACUUCUUCGGCCACCAGCUCAAGAAGGCAGGUUACAACUACUACGGUAACGAGCCACUGUACAGUGGUAUCACAGGUCGCGAGUUCGCCGCCGAUAUCUACAUGGGUGUCGUCUACUACCAGCGUCUGCGUCACAUGGUUAACGACAAAUUCCAAGUGCGUACCACCGGACCUGUGAACGCGCUCACCGGUCAACCCGUGAAGGGUCGUGCCAAAGGAGGAGGUAUUCGUGUCGGAGAAAUGGAGCGUGAUUCGCUCAUUGCCCACGGUGCUGCAUUCCUGCUCCAGGACCGUCUGAUGAACUGUUCCGAUUCCCAACUCACCUGGAUCUGUCGCUGCUGUGGUUCGUUCCUGUCAACUCAAGUUGCUGUUUCCGGCUCUGGUGCUUCGCGCCGUGCUGCCAUUAACCCCGGUGCUGCUGCUGCGGCUGCGAAGGCCGCGCCUAACCAGCAGGCUCCUUCUGGAGCUGCCUCUGUUGGUGGUGCUGUUGGUGGUGUUAACGGUAUUGUCCGCUGUCGUCGCUGUGCUCGCCAGGCUUCGUUCAAUGAUUCUCGGGCGGAGGCUUGGGAGGAUGGUGAUGGAGUGCGAUAUGUUGGUGGUGAUGAUGUGACUGUCGUUGCUGUGCCUGGUGUUCUGAAGUUCCUUGAUGUCGAAUUGGCGGCUAUGGGUAUUCGUAUGAAGUUCAAGGUUGAGAACUAG
Penicillium malachiteum is the source of this 3741-nucleotide messenger RNA. Its product is annotated as DNA-directed RNA polymerase I core subunit RPA135. Gene Ontology annotation, biological process: DNA-templated transcription. Lineage: Eukaryota; Fungi; Ascomycota; Eurotiomycetes; Eurotiales; Aspergillaceae. Gene Ontology annotation, cellular component: RNA polymerase I complex; nucleus. Gene Ontology annotation, molecular function: DNA-directed RNA polymerase activity; DNA binding; ribonucleoside binding. Bases 1 to 3741 code for a protein of 1246 amino acids. The record is from RefSeq and is a predicted model, not a curated record. The transcript has 2 exons.